Messenger RNA from Spirodela intermedia, 2816 nucleotides. The record is from the annotation of a GenBank genome assembly. NCBI's taxonomy places the organism in Eukaryota, Viridiplantae, Streptophyta, Magnoliopsida, Alismatales, Araceae.
AUGAUGAGGUCCGCGGUGGCGCGUCGCAUUCCUUUCGGGGGCCUCCUCCGCCGCCGGAUUCUCCCUCUAUUAAGCUUCUCCACCGAUGCUUCUCCCACAGCCACUUCUACUCCGAGCUCCUCUUCAUUCCAGGCUCCGCCGCAGCCUGCGGCGGGGAAGUAUCCGGGACGGGAGCAUCUGGGGACGGCGACGCUGUCGCCAGAGCCACCGCCACAGGGUGCGUCGGGAAAUGAAGAGGCAACGGGGGAAGGGGAGGAGGUGCGGCAGAAGAAGACCGCCAGGGAGAGAGGAGGGGAAGGAGACUACGAGGAGGAGCAAUCACGCGUCCUGAGGGCGGCUCUCGGGCAUGUUGUAAGUGUUCUAAUGAUCUACUUCUCCUUUUCGGGGAUCUGAGCGUUUCCCGCCGAGCGACUUGGUCUGAUUUUAAUGUGUUAAUUUUCUGGCAGGUGAAAUUGGGAUGGAGCGAUUCCGCGUUGAUAGCGGGGGCGAGGGACGUUGGCCUCUCUCCGUCUAUUAUCGGCUCUUUCCCCAGGAAGGAAGCUUCUCUUGUCGAGGUAGCCAUUAUAGUGCUCUCAGAAAGAACGCCAACUUCAAGUUGGAUUCCUCACACGACAAUGCAAUGAUUUGAAACCAAAAAUCGGAGAUCAAUUCAUCACCUGAUACCCUUUUCUCUUCGGUUCCGGUUGCCGAGAUGCCAUUACAACCUAAAAAUUACGUCGAAUUAAAUAUACUUCUAUGCUCUGAUCUUGUAGUGCAAAUUAAUUUUUUGGCAUACUACGAUAUCAAAUUCUUAUUUUAAAAUGCUCUGAUGUUAUGUCAUGCAUACAGAUUGGUGUAAGAUUGAUCCAUGUGUGAGUUAUUUGACUUCUUAAACAUGUGUGGAAAUAUCUGAGCUGGGUGUGUAUAAUUUCGGAGCCUUUAUUUAAAAAUUAUGAAUGGUCAGAAAUACAGAUCUCAAGCCUUCGUAUUCAUUGAGCCUGUUAAGUCCACAGCUCUUGAUUCUUUCAGCUCCCACCUGCUGAUAUGCUCUGGUUCAAGACAUGAAACUUUGGAUUUCAGAUAAUCUUCUGACAUAUGUUAUACUGAGAUGGAAAAAAUUAGUUUUAAAAUAGCACAAGAGUUUUCCAUCACAUCAUUGAUCAAUCGAAGGGACGAUCUAAUUCAUUCUACUUUUUCAAAUUUUAUAAUUUUCGCGUCAGUAAAUUUCGGGUUGUUUUGGGUGAUUUCGUAUUUAUGCUCCUUCCACCUUCAAAUGUUAUUGCUUUUACUUGUCAUGAUCGAACUAUAUAAAACCCCGUCAUUUGUAAUUUUUAUUCCUGCACUUAGUUUCAUAACUAAAAAGGAACAGAAAGCAUAUCCAAAUGCCGCAUUGGAUACAACAAUGUUCAUAUGUACCAAUCUUUUGACGAUGAGAGCUAUUUUCUUGUCGCCCAUCUACGAACCACUUUGAACACAGAGAAUAAAAUAUUUGAGAGAGAGAGAAUGUGUGCAAGGAGCAACAUUAUCCAUUCAUCUUCAUGAUUGUUCCCAAAAAUGUUUGCUGAGGGGCCAUACUCGCUCAAAAAGUAAAAACGCCUUGUCAGACGGUCACAAUGAAUCUAUCAAUGGAAAACUUCACAGGGUGCAUAUUUAUAUUAUUUUUCUGUGUGAAAAAUUUACUUAAAGCUCGCCGUUCAUCCGUUUCUUCUAUAAGGGGAUCUAAUACAUGGUGCCUUCAUUAUUUCUCUUCAGUUCUUCAUGGAUGACUGCCUUGAGAAGCUGGUCGACAAGAGUGAAUCUGGGGAGCUGAACCUGAACACCCUGAUACUCAGUGAACGCCUCUCAAAGCUCGUUCGUUUUCGCUUAGAAAUGCAGGCCCCAUACAUAUUGAAGUGGGCUCAAGCCCUAAGCAUUCAGGUCAGCCCUUUUUUCCUUUUAUGGGAACCCUAAGAGCUUCCAAUGUUUAUGGGUCUAACCCACUUAAAAAUCAUCAGCAGGCCGUAUGAUUCUCUUAGUCUCCUUUUCUUUAUAUGAGAUUCCUAAAAGCUUCUAAUAUCCAAGCAGCUAACCCACUCAGAAGCCAUCCGCAAGCCAGAUAUGAUUCGUUUCGUCUUGUCUUAAUUUAGAAACCCUGAAACCUUCUAAUAUUUAAGCAUCUGAACCGCUUAUUAGAUCAUCAGCAACCAAUGCAACUCUCUCGAUCUCUUCAUAUAUAUACAUAAAUAACAUUAUAUAUAUAAUAUAGUUUGGGGUUGUGUGGGAUUCGAAUAUCUAAGCCAAACUAUGAUCUUGGUCUCUGUUUUGACUCUGCAUUAACAGGGGCAGCCACAGAAUGUGCCCACAAGCUUCAAGCAGCGGGCUAUGCUCAUCGACGAGAUCUGGCAUGCUGCGGGAGAUCAUGCAUCCGAUAUUGACUGGUACAUCAAACGGGCGGUUCUUGGAGGGAUUUACUCAGCUUCGGAGAUCUUCAUGCUGACCGACGACUCCCCGGGUUUCUCCUUCCUCUGAUUCUUCAGCACGUCAUGUUAACUUUUGGAUUACAUUUUUGUAGCCCAGAAUUUUUAAUCGUCUACGGGUUUUUGGCUGCAGGGUUUCACGACACUUGGCUGUUCUUGGACCAUCGGAUCAAGGAUGCUUUCGAUGUCCAGAAGGCUGUCAAAGAGGUGCCUCUUCCUCCAACAUUUCCCAUUUAUCUUACCUAUUUCCCACCCCCAUCAUAUCAUCUAAUGCAAGAACCAUGCCUCCAGGCCGCGUACCUCGCCGAAGCGGUUGGAGCAGGCAUGGGGAAUUCAGUCCAAGCCCUCCUGAGGAGGGUCUCUCAAGGAUUCAAGAUGUGA